AUGGGCAAGGAGGACCUGGCGCUGACUCUGCUGCGUGCCAGGUUCCGCCAUGGCUGCGCGCUGGCGGCCAUCGUAGCGCUUGCCGCGGCGGCGGCUGUGCCGAGCGUGGUUGAUGGGUCGUCGUCGUGCGACCUGUUCCAGGGGAGAUGGAUCGCCGACGCGUCGUACCCUCUGUACGACGCGGCGAGCUGCCCCUUCGUGCCCGACGUCUUCGACUGCCGCCGCAACGGCCGCCCGGACGCCACCUACCUCAAGUUCCGGUGGAGCCCCGCCGCCUGCCGCCUCCCAAGGUUCGACGGGCUGAGCUUCCUGGAGGCGUGGCGCGGGAAGACGGUGAUGUUCGUGGGGGACUCGCUGAGCAUGAACCAGUGGGUCUCCCUCGCCUGCAUGCUCCACGCGGCCGCGCCCGAUCCCGCCCGCGUCUCCUCCACCACCGGCGACCCCGUCUCCUCCGUCCGCUUCGAGGACUACGACCUGUCGGUGGUGCUCUACUUCAGCAGGUUCCUGGUGGACGUGGUGCAGGAGGACGUCGGCCGCGUCCUCAAGCUGGAUUCGAUGCAGGGCGCGGAGUCCUGGCGCGGCGCCCACCUGCUCGUCUUCAACACGUGGCACUGGUGGACCUACAAGGGCGCCAGCCAAGUGUGGGACUACAUGCAGGAGGGAAACACGACGUACAAUGACAUGGACCGGCUCGCCGCCUUCUCCAAAGGCCUCGCCACAUGGGCAAGCUGGGUCGACGCCAACGUCGACGCAUCGCUCACUAGGGUCAUCUACCAAGGCGUCUCCCCAAGCCACUACACGUCCAAGGAGCAGGAGAGCGACGGGGCGGCGCCGGCGACAGGGGGCUGUUUCCAGCAGACACGGCCGCGGCAGGUGGCCACGGACGGGGACGAGAGGGUGUUCCCGGAGCAGGUCGUCGUGCGGGGUCUGAUCGCGUCCAUGUCGACGCCGGUGUCCCUGCUGGACAUCACGUCGCUCUCGCAGCUCAGGAUCGACGCGCACCCGUCGGUGUACGGCGGGCCUGGCCGGGACGGCAUGGACUGCACGCACUGGUGCAUCGCCGGCCUGCCGGACGCGUGGAACCACAUCCUCUACGCGAUGCUGCUGCAGGGCACAUGA
Molecule: messenger RNA, 1119 nt
Organism: Triticum turgidum subsp. durum (durum wheat)
Lineage: Eukaryota; Viridiplantae; Streptophyta; Magnoliopsida; Poales; Poaceae
Source: the annotation of a GenBank genome assembly